This is a messenger RNA of Trichomycterus rosablanca, 1421 nucleotides long. It is a transcript of the gene zpd, whose product is annotated as zona pellucida glycoprotein d. Lineage: Eukaryota; Metazoa; Chordata; Actinopteri; Siluriformes; Trichomycteridae. Bases 16 to 1173 code for a protein of 385 amino acids. Gene Ontology annotation, biological process: neutrophil migration. Gene Ontology annotation, cellular component: apical plasma membrane; cell surface. The record is from RefSeq and is a predicted model, not a curated record. The transcript has 8 exons.
AGGGCGCCGCCACACAUGCUGGAAGGAAUAUGUGAGAUAUCUCACUGUGUGGAUGGGAGCCGGUGCAUUAUAUCAAAAGAUGGAGAAAGCUGUAAGUGUGCUGCUGGGUAUUUUGGAGAUCUCUGUAAUCAAGAUGUGAUGAUGAAUGUAGUGUGUGGAAAAGAUUACAUCACCAUCUCAGUGAACAAAGACUUUUUUGAAUACUACAAUGUGCCCCAUGAAUCGGUUCACUUGUCCAACCCCGACUGCCAGGCCAAGAAGAAGGUGAUCGCUGGCGUUGUGUAUUACACAGUGAGAACACAGACGGAGAAGUCUGAGAUCUGUAGUGGUCAGUCUGUUGAGACGAACAUCACUCAUAUUGUACAUUCACUGGUGCUGGUGUCAGAAGCACAAGUGUACAAGAAUAUUGUGAGAGAGCCAGUGAUAAAGAUCGAGUACAAGUGUGCAUACCCGUAUAUACGCAGUGUCAGCCUGCCCUUCCCUGUCCUUCCUUUAUUAAGUGAGAAGGUGCUGCGGGUGGAUGAGCAGGACGUGAAGGUAGAAAUGAGUGUGUAUAAGGAUGAGGGGUACACUGAGGUCUUCAGCAGCAUUCCCACCAUGCACUUCAGAGACAGGGUGUUUGUACAGGUCAGCGUAACUUGGCCAGCAGACUUCUUCAAUUUGAGAGUGGAUGAGUGCUGGGCAACCCAGACUCCCAAACCUAACGAUACCUCCAGCCUUUCUCACACGCUGCUGCUGAAUGGAUGUGCAGAUGAUGAAACUGUAUCAUUUCUAACUGAAUCUGUUCAGAAUCCAAAUGGUACAGAGGCUCAGGAGGGAGAAAACGGUGUGGCUUCCACAGUGCGCUUCUCCUUUGAGAUGUUUCGUUUUGUGAUGGAGCCUCAUGAGCUCUACCUGCACUGUGCUGUGUAUCUCUGUAUCCGGGAUCUCGAAGACUCUUGUGUUCCUGAAUGUAAAUCCAUCAUUAAAAGAGAGGCUGCAAGGAAUGAAUCUCCUCAAGGUAUACUUUCUUAUGGACCCAUCAAAAUAGAAGUACCAGAGCGGCCAAAGUAUGAUGUACUAUUGAUGGUGGUGCUGCCUGUGGCUGUGGCAUGGAUCCUGGCACUUUUUCUCCUCAUCCUAAUUGCCCUUGCCAAGGCAAUCCACAAACGCCUGCCUCCCGAGUCACCUUAAAAACUAUAAACUUGUAAAUGUAUUUAAAAUGUGUACAAUAGGUGUAUGUACAGAGUAGAUCUUCUGUACAUUCGUAUUACGUGCUGCUGCAAUCUGAGCAAUAAGCUAAUGAUUUACACAAUAUGAACAGCAGAUGGCAGUGAUGAGUAAUGUUUUGUGUUGGAUUUAUUUGCAACUUGAUUUAUAAUACCGUGUUUACUGAGCGUAAAAUAUUAAAGAAAUAACAUUGCCUGUGAUACUUUUCCUGU